GCACAGACUGCUGGGAUGCCGCCGCUUCCCUCUCGACCUCCCAGUUUCCCGGCGUGCCUCGGGCCCGCCAAAUGGGAGGGGGAGACGCAAGAUGGCGGCAGCCGCGAACUCCGGCUCCAGCCUCCCGCUGUUCGACUGCCCGACCUGGGCAGGUAAACCCCCACCUGGCUUACAUCUGGAUGUAGUGAAAGGAGACAAACUAAUCGAGAAACUGAUUAUUGAUGAGAAGAAGUAUUACUUGUUUGGGAGAAACCCUGAUUUGUGUGACUUUACCAUCGACCACCAGUCUUGCUCUCGAGUCCAUGCAGCACUGGUUUACCACAAGCACCUGAAGAGAGUUUUCUUGAUAGAUCUCAACAGCACUCAUGGCACUUUCUUGGGUCACAUUCGGUUGGAACCUCACAAGCCUCAGCAGAUUCCCAUCGAUUCCACGGUUUCAUUUGGUGCAUCCACAAGGGCAUACACUCUGCGAGAGAAGCCUCAGACAUUGCCCUCGGCUGUGAAAGGAGACGAGAAGAUGGGGGGAGAGGAUGAUGAACUCAAGGGCUUGCUGGGACUUCCAGAAGAGGAGACGGAGCUUGAUAACCUGACAGAGUUCAACACUGCCCACAACAAACGGAUUUCAACCCUCACUAUUGAGGAGGGAAAUCUGGACAUUCAGAGACCAAAGAGGAAGAGGAAGAACUCACGGGUGACUUUCAGUGAGGAUGAUGAGAUCAUUAACCCAGAGGAUGUGGACCCCUCUGUCGGCCGCUUCCGGAACAUGGUGCAGACUGCAGUGGUUCCAGUCAAGAAGAAGCGGAUGGAAGGCUCCGGCUCUCUGGGCCUGGAGGAGACCGGGAGCAGGCGCAUGCAGAACUUUGCCUUCAGUGGAGGACUCUACGGGGGCCUGCCCCCCACACAUAGCGAAACAGGCUCCCAACCGCACGGCAUCCAUGGGACAGCACUCAUCGGUGGCUUGCCCAUGCCAUACCCGAACCUCGCCCCUGACGUGGACUUGACUCCUGUUGUACCGUCGGCGGUGACCAUAAACCCCACACCAAACCCUGCCGUCUAUAACCCUGAAGCUGUAAAUGAACCCAAGAAGAAGAAAUACGCAAAAGAGGCUUGGCCGGGCAAGAAGCCCACACCUUCCUUACUGAUUUGAUAUUUUUGGCUAUGGAGAGGGUGGGAUGGGUGGGGAUGGGUGGAGGGCUGACUAGGGGAGCUAAUGAACUAGGGAGAAAACUUUCCAUUGUGCGGUAUUGUCUUUCAGAAAGUCUCUGGGGUCCUAACCAUGUACUAUUGGGACUGGGGUGGAGCCAGAGUACCAGUUAGAGACCUGAGUCAGAACACUUGAAGUGUGGAGAAAGGCUUCCCAGGCCCCAAGAGACUGCCCUGGUGCUCUCCCUGUGCCGCCGCCUCCUAGGACCGUUUUCAUACGAAGUCGCACACAUAGAUGGAAUCCAGAGCUAUGGAGGAGGCGGUAACCUCAUUUAAAUCCAUUUCCCUUGUGAGUCCCAGGUAGCAAAAUGGUUGCCAUGGAUCCCAGGUUGGUGGGCAUUCUUCAUUUAAACCAAGGUGUAAACUCAAGUGUUCUCUUUGGUCCGUGGUUUUGAGGUCCAGUAGUUAGGCCUUUCUCCUCUGUGACUUCUGCUGGAGUCAGACCAUUUUGAGUUCCCCUUGUCAGUGGCCAGUGUCACAGGCAGGGGCUAUGGGUUUUAACAGUGUUGUUGGACUAGACCUGUUUUCCUUGUCCACACUGAACACUCCACUUGCCUAGUUCUCAUUUAGUCCGGUGCUGCCCUCAUCGUGACAUCACCUUUUGUGUGUGCCAUGAGGCAGUUUCUUAAGAAUAUGACCACUUAGGGUGGCUUACGUUGAACAGGAAAAAACUGCUUUGCAAGGACCAGGUUUGUGUCAGGAGGACAUGCUCAGCUGUUGGUUUGGAGGCUCCCCCACCCCCCACCCCCAGUGGAGAGUUCUGGUUAUUCAGAGCUCCAGGCUAGACCUGGCUAACAGGAGACGAGGGAGGAGCCCUUGUCUGGGCUUUGUACAGACUUGUACAUUUGUGUAAUAGGCCUUUUCUGCUUUAGUGUAGCUUUUUACCUGUAACCUUUAUUACAUUGUAAAUUAAAUGUAACUUUUGUCA
Messenger RNA from Peromyscus maniculatus bairdii (prairie deer mouse), 2131 nucleotides. It is a transcript of the gene Ppp1r8, whose product is annotated as protein phosphatase 1 regulatory subunit 8. The record is from RefSeq and is a predicted model, not a curated record. NCBI's taxonomy places the organism in Eukaryota, Metazoa, Chordata, Mammalia, Rodentia, Cricetidae. Gene Ontology annotation, molecular function: protein binding.